AUGAUGAUGAAGUGGCUUUGGAGAUUCAACCUGGAGGAUGCAGGGUUAUGGAAAGAUGUUGUGAUAGCUAAACAUGGAAUAUUGGAUCAUUGGUGCACAAAGGCCUCUAAUCUUCCUUAUGGAGUGGGUCUCUGGAAGGGUAUUAGAAGAUUGUGGGACACCUUUGUUCAACAGACUCAUUUUGAAGUGGGCAAUGGUGGCUCACUCUUAAGAUUCUGGAAGGACAAAUGGGUUGGAAGUACCAGUCUUCAGGAUGACUUUCCAAAUUUGUUCAGAAUAGCUCAAGAUCCCAACUCUGUAAUUGCUGCUAACAGAGAAGGGAACAUUUGGGACCUGUCUUUCAGAAGAAACAUGUAUGAUUGGGAAGUGAAUGAGUUGCUAGACCUUUUUUCGAGACUUCAACAAUGUCACAUCAAUCCCCAGGCAGCGGACAAACUCAAAUGGGGGCAACACAGUGGGGAAUCUACAGUCAAGGAAGGGUACCAUCAAAUGUGCUCUAGAAACCCAUUCAUAGACAAUUGGCCCUGGAAGCUCAUUUGGAGAACAAAACUACCUCUUAAAGUCAUAUGUUUCACUUGGACAGCUCUAUAUGAGGCUUGUCUUACUCAAGACAACCUGAUGAAAAGGAACACUCUUCCAAGCAGAUGUCAUAUGGCAGAAAGGAGGUUGAAACUACCAGGCAUCUUUUCCUCCACUGUAAAGUGGCCUCAGAAAUCUGCAAUCUGGUUUUUUUGCCUCUUUGGUGUUAAUUGGACCAUCCCCCUCUCAAUAAAGGAAGCUUAUGAGAGCUGGAAUCUAUGGGAAGUUGACAAAGCCAUCAAGAAGAUCUGGAACAUGGUACCAGCUUGUAUAUUUUGGUGUAUCUGGUUAAAAAGGAAUAGGAGAUGUUUUCAGGGGUGUCAACACCUUUAGGUCUUUUGAAAGCAAGGUGUAUUGCCAAUUUGUUUAGUUGGACCAAAUUGGUCCCUGUAGGUAAUGCAGAACAACUUUUGGAUUUUACUAGCUCAUUAGUUCUGGCUUAGAUAUUUGUUGUACAGCCAGCCAAGUCUUUUUUUGCAAGCUCAAAUGCUAUAUCUUGUAAUUAUUGCAUCUUCUUGAUGCCUUUGAUUAAUCUUUGAUUAAUACCACUUCAUCCGAAAAAACAACUUCAUCUGGCUAGCCAAUCCAUCGCACCUUGCCUAUGGAAGGCAUCUUUUACCGUCAAUGUUGAACUAUGUGUGAUCAUUUUAUCUAAUAGUUUAUGAUAUUAGAAAGGGUACACUUCUAUUUACUUAAUUAUAUCUUGAACAAGUGUUCCAGUCCAGAGACUUUGUUUCUAUUUUGGUGAAGCUUUACAAGAGAGGAUACAUUGAGAAAUACAAAGGUCCCCAAGUUUUGAAAGAAAAUUAAGGUUUUUAAGCACUCUGACAUUAGGUACCACACCAGAAGCCUUAAGCUGCCACCAAGUAAUUCCCUCACUCAAUGAUGCAAUUUGCAGGAGUUCAAGCAAUAAUUGAAAAUGUUGAAGGUGCAACCAAGAUUCAUUUAGUUGAUUUAUAUAUCAGAACAGGGAUUCAGUGUACGGGCUUGAUGCAAGCCCUUGGUGAACAACGUGACGUCCAAUUGAGCUUACGAAGAUAGCUGUUGUUGGACAAAAACUUCACCUUCUUUAUUGAACCGUUUUGUUGAGACACUUUUCUUUUAUAGUGUGCUUUUUGAUUUCUUUGAGGACUGCAUGAAUAGAGACAAUCUGGUCAGAAAGACCAUUGAAGUAUUUCAUAUUGGUGAAGGUUUCCGGAAUAUGGUUGUCCCUGAGGGUGUGGAAAAGUUCACGCGGAUUGUGAAGCUUGACGUAUGGAGAGCAUACUUUGCAAGGUUUAGAAUGGUGGAAAUGGAACUCAGUGAGUCAUCUUGGUAUCAGCAAAUCUGAUUCUAAAGAACUAGCCGAAGUUGUGAAUAGAAAGAGGAAAAAACAUUACAUGAACAAGCACCGACAAGAUAUUUAUGAGGAAAAGAGUGUUGCAAAAGCUUUUACAGAUUAUAAAGUAAGCAACUUCCUAUUAGUUGUCAUUUAUUCUCUAAUUUGCUGAACUAAUACCAAUAUUACAAAACAAAUAACAUCAUUGAUAGAGAAUAAUCAAUAAAUAGUGUGUAAAAUACUCAAAGAAUGCUGAAAAUCCGCUAUAUCUUUCGACUUAUAUGAUUGCCAUUGAUGCUAUUGUUUGCUCGUGAUAUGCAGCUUAAAUGAGACCCUGGUCUUUGCUUUUAUAUCUAUUUGUGCCUUAAUUGGAUCGAGUUGGUUUUAUACAAAUAGUGAUCUCAACGGCCAACCAGUCAACUAUUUAGUCAUAUUUUUGGUAGAUGAAGAGUAAAUUAUUGAAAGAGCCAAGAUCUUUUUCGGUAUUAUAAUAAAUAUUUUUGAUAGAGCAAUGUUUUUUCUUAAAUAUUUUCUAUUGUAAGCAUUCACUGUGGGGGAUGGCAACAAACAUCCUGAAAAUGCGUAUUUAAUAACUUAUCUUAUCAAUAUCUUGAUAGUAUUUUCUCCUGA
Messenger RNA from Lycium ferocissimum, 2527 nucleotides. RefSeq lists its product as uncharacterized. The transcript is spliced from 3 exons. Bases 1 to 912 code for a protein of 303 amino acids. Lineage: Eukaryota; Viridiplantae; Streptophyta; Magnoliopsida; Solanales; Solanaceae. The record is from RefSeq and is a predicted model, not a curated record.